AUGCCUUUUGUUAAUUAUCUUUGUUUGAUUUGUCCUCAUCCCAGUCCUGAACGUCAAAAUUUUCCAGAUAUUUUACUUGAACAAAUUAAAACAUUAGUAUUACCUCAAUAUGCAGAAUUUUUGGAUGAUGAUUAUUUUGUUUGGUCUCGAUAUUUCCCAUGUGUAGAACGAUUAGUUGGUACAAAAAAAACAAUUAAAAUGACAUGUAAAUGACGUAUCUUUUUAUUAUUACAAAAACAAGAAGAAAAACUGGCAAUGGCAAAUAAUCUAAACAACAAUAUAUCUUCUGACAAUGUGAAUCGAUUGAAAGAAUUAAUCAAAGCUAAAAUUAUAUCAAAGGAAUAUACAAUUGAUGGUAUUGAUAUGGAUUUGAGUUUUACUAAGCUAAAAGAUGAUGAUUGGCCUAUUGUAUUCGAACAAAUACAAAAUAAAGAUUAUCCUUUACGAGGUUUAUCAGUAUCAUGGGAUGCAACUAGUAAUAAAAUGAUCGAGCCUGGUUUUAUUGAAUUUAUUAAAAUAAUUGAAAAUCAUACAACAUUGAUUCGUUUCAAAUUCUUUUUAUAUUCCAUUUCUGAUAAUACGAAAACGAAUUUUUUAUUAGACGCAUUAAAAAAAAAUUGUUCGAUCAAAAAUGUAUCAGUAGAUGCAAUCGGCGUUAAUGAACAAACGACAAAAGCAUUUGCAGAAGUACUGAAAGAUAAUCAAUCGAUACUUUCACUCAAUUUUUUGAGCUAUAAUCAUAUCGAUCCGCGGGAACCUCCAUAUCCUAUGUUCUAUGAAUGUGCUACUGAUUUAUCUCAUUCAAUACCAACAAGCGUUCUUCAACGACUUAAAAUUGGUUAUAUUGAUGAUAGAAGUUUCAGUAUAUUAAUACCAUCAUUAGUAAAAACGUUACAUGUUCUUGAUUUAUCGGAAAAUGAGUAUUUUUCACCAGAUAUUUCUACCUUUCAAUCAAAUAAUAAUACCCUGAAAGUAUUCAUUCUCCAUCCUUCCGGAUUUGAGAAAUUCAAACAAUCAAAAUUAUCUUCAAAAAUUCAUGUUGUUAAUCGUGAUAGUUUUCUAGGCAAAUUAUUUUCUCACAAAGGUCCUAUUUCUAUAACACCACAUACAAUGAAUAAAACUGAUUGGUCUAUAUUAUUGACGGAAUUAACAAAUGAUAUUAAUAGUUUACGUGAAGUAGAUUUAGAUUUGUCUAAUGGAUG
Messenger RNA from Adineta steineri, 1202 nucleotides. The record is from the annotation of a GenBank genome assembly. NCBI's taxonomy places the organism in Eukaryota, Metazoa, Rotifera, Eurotatoria, Adinetida, Adinetidae.